This is a messenger RNA of Seriola dumerili (greater amberjack), 3809 nucleotides long. RefSeq names its product sarcalumenin-like. NCBI's taxonomy places the organism in Eukaryota, Metazoa, Chordata, Actinopteri, Carangiformes, Carangidae. Gene Ontology annotation, molecular function: GTP binding. The transcript is spliced from 8 exons. The record is from RefSeq and is a predicted model, not a curated record. Bases 211 to 2577 code for a protein of 788 amino acids.
AAGUCGCUGGUGUCUGUGUGCUGCUUGCUGUCUCUGCUGGCCCUGUCUGCUGCAGAUCUCCUGGCAGGGCCGUCCAUCCACGAUGAGGAGCCUCUUGUGCGUCUGCAGCUCCAGCAGCCAGAGGGAGACCUGUUCUCCUGCAGAUGUGACACAGCAGAAGAGCACUCCAGCCAGAGCUCCUCCAACGACACCCCGGCCCCAGAGAGGGCCAUGUGUCAGCCCUGCAAAACCACAUCAGCUUUAAGCACUGAUGCUGAAGAAGAAGAGCCAGCCUCCACCUCAGAGCAUGAAGAGCAGGAGGAGGACGCAGCUCCCACUAAGGAGGUGGCAAGUGAGGGACAAGAAGAGCAGGAGGAGGCAGCCUCCCAGGAGGAGGUAGUAGAGGAAGAGGAAGACGAAGAGGUGAUCUCCGAGGAAGAGGCUGAGGAAGAACCUUUGCAGCAUCAAAGUGUGGAGGAAGAGAAAGAAGCCGAGGAGGUUGCGUCAUCUGAAGAGGAAGAGGUGGAGAAAACUGAGGAAGGAGAGGAUGAAGCGGUGGAGGAAUUAUCUCAUGAGGAAGAGGAAGUGACUGAACCUCAGGAAGAAGUUGCAGAAGAGGAGGAACCUGCUGCUGAGGAAACAGUUGAAGAGACAGUUGAGAGACCAGAAGGUGAAGACAUACAGGAGGACACAGAGGCAGCAGCUGAAGAGGAGGAAAGCGUGGAAACUGUUCUGAACGAGGCUGUGGAGGAGGAAGCUACUGUUGCUGGCGAUGUAGUUGAGGAGGAGGCUGCAGUGGCUGAAUCUGAACCAGAGGAAACAGAGCCAGAGGUCACAGCUGAAUCUGAGGCUGAAUCUGACGUGACUUCAGAGCCAGAGGUUGAAGUGGUUUCAGAGCCAGAAAUCGUUUCAGAGCCAGAGGUCAUUUCAGAGCCAGAACCGGAGCCAGAAGCAGAGCCAGAAAUCGUUUCAGAGCCAGAGGUCAUUUCAGAGCCUGAACCGGAACCAGAGGUGAUUCCUGAAGUAGAGCCAGAGCCUGUUGAGGAAGUAGCUUUACCAGUGGACACCACAGUGGAGGAAGCUGUUGUAGUGGAGGAGGCACCUGCAGAUGUUGUUGAGGAGGAGGCAACAGUGGAGGAGGUGACUUCAGAGGAGCCCGUAGAGUCUGACACCAAAGGACAUGAGGUGGAUCAGGCAGCAGGCCCGAUGCUGAGGGACCGCUCCCAUAUUGAGGACACACUGCGGCUGGCUACUGCUGAACCCUCAGCAGAGUUCUCAGCUGCUAUGAAGAAGCUGUUGAACAUCUACCACACGGCCAUCAAGCCAAUGGAGCAAGCCUACAAGUACAACGAGCUCAGGCAGCAUGAAGUCACAGAUGGUGAGAUCACCUCUAAGCCCAUGGUUUUGUUUUUGGGACCCUGGAGCGUUGGCAAGUCCUCCAUGAUCAACUACCUGCUGGGUCUUCACAGCACCUCCCAGGAACUCUACACAGGUGCUGAACCCACCACCUCUGAGUACACCGUUAUAAUGCACGGUGAGAAGUUUCGGUCCAUAGAGGGCAUCGUCAUGGCGGCAGACAGCUCACGGUCCUUCUCUCCCCUGGAGAAGUUCGGCCAAGGCUUCCUGGAGCGGCUGGUGGGCAUCGAGAUGCCCCACAAGCUGCUGGAGAGGGUCACCUUCGUCGACACACCCGGCAUCAUUGAGAACCGCAAACAGCAGGAAAGAGGCUUUAUAUCUUUAAUAUUCCUCAUCUCCCACAACGAGGUGUGCCAGUGGUUCAUCGAUCGAGCCGAUCUGAUCUUCCUGGUGUUCGACCCCACCAAGCUGGACGUGGGCGGAGAGCUGGAGAUGCUCUUCAAGCAGAUGAAGGGCCGUGAGUCCCAGAUCCGCCUCAUCCUCAACAAGGCUGACAGUCUGACCAACCAGGACCUGAUGAGGGUCUAUGGGGCCCUGUUCUGGAGCAUGGCGCCAUUAAUCAACGUCACAGAGCCCCCACGGGUUUAUGUCAGCUCCUUCUGGCCUCUGGACUACGCUGCAGACACCAGCCGAGAGCUCUUCAUGAAGGAGGAGAGCUCACUGCUGGAGGACCUCAACCAGGUGAUUGAGAACCAGAUCGAGAAUAAGAUCGCUUUCAUCCGCCAGCACGGCAUCCGUGUGCGCAUCCAUGCCCUGCUGGUGGACCGCUACCUCCAGACCUACUACGACAAGAUGGGCUGGUUCAGUGAUCCCUACGAGGUGUUCCAAGACAUUGUCAAUGACCCGGACAAGUACUACAUCUUCAAGUCCAUUCUGGCCAAGACCAACGUCAGCAAGUUUGACCUGCCCAACAAGGAGGCCUACCAGGACUUCUUCGGUGUCAACCCUGUUUCCAGCUUCAAGCAGCUCUCCUCCCACUGCAGCUGGAGCGGCGGAUGUCUGCUGGAGAAAAUAGAGAAGGCCAUUUCACACGAGCUCCCAGCUCUGCUCAGCAGCAUCGGCAAGGCCUCGGGCACGCCUCCCCCAGCGAAGGCUGCACAGGCAACCCCACCGCCUCUCCCCGGUACUUGCGAAGGUCCCGGGUGUGAAGAGAAACCCAAGAAUCGCUGGAGGAGGCAGUGAGAUGGAGGAGAAGGGUGCAGGAGGAGGAACAGAGGAGGCAGAUGGCAGCAGCAGCAGCCAGAGGGUUUCCUGAAGUAUUCCCCACUGCUGUGAUUUUCAGGACUGGAUGUUGGGAGACUGAGCAAAAAGAGAGAACAAGGAAGGAAGAGAAUACAAAAUGUGCAAAGAUCGAAUGUACCAAGCAGACCUGAGUCAGAUAAUAUUUAAGAAUACUUCUUAGUGCUUGUUUUUAUCUGUAAGAUGUACCAAAUAAAUGAGCUUUACUACACUGGAACAGUGCAGAUGAGUUGUAGAUGACGGAACCUAUGAGGUGUGACUAUUAUAUAAUGAGACUCGGCUUAUAUAGGUCAAACCCACAUUAGUCUAAUUAUUUAAUUGCCACACCUUCUGUAUCCAACAGAUUUUCAAACACUUUUCUGUGACUGUAACAACUCUCUGCUACACAUUGCCUUAUAUGACACCUAUAGUACUUGUGUCAGUCAAAACAAACAAUGAAAAGUGUUUGCAUGUAGUAUUUAUGACUGCUGUUUGGAAGAAAACAAGUUUAGGAAAGGAGACAUGUAGUCAACUUUCAGUCUGAAACCAUUGCUGUCUGCAAAACGUAAAUGUGGGGAGCAGUGAAAAAAGAAAAAGGCCUUUAUUUCUACGUAACUGCUCAUGAUAUGUUAAUGUAAUCUGAGAAUUCUCACCGGUUCAAGUUUGUACAUUAUUUAUUCAAGUUUCUUUCUUCAGAGAAACAUGCUGGCAGCCACUACGCUCCUCCAGAGAUAAAUGCUGCCACUCUUAUGUCUUCUGUGUUGUUUGCAAAGUCUGAAGAUUCUGUCAUAUCUGCUGUGCUGUGUUUUUACAGUUAAACCAGUGUAGGUCUGUACCAUGUCAAGGUACAUAUUUUCACUGGUGGGACAAGAGAAUAGACAGAAGGGUACUCUAAUAGUGUUUUAUUUAUCAAUGAUCUAACCAUGUUUAGUUACUGUAUUGUAUUGCACUACUGUAUACUGUACUGUCAUUUUUCUUUGUAUGGCACUGUACUAUAGGCUCAUGAUAAAAGCAAGUUUUGUUUUACCAUUUCUCAGUACUGCACUGGGAAUGGAUUGACUGAAUGAAACCAUGGUAUUUUCCUCAAAACACAUCAUUAAAUGGUAACUUCCUGUCCAUUUACAGUAAGUUUGUAUUUGUGGCCUUUUGAGCCCUCUGAACUGUUGCUAGUUUUACCUCAACAUGGCUGCAUACCA